UCCAACGAGCCGGUGUCCCCGACAGCGAAGAGCGUCUCCGGAAGGAGGGGCUGCGGAGGGGCCGCCAUUUUGUGAGGCGGCCGCCGUGAGGGGCGAAUCCCUUUGUGAGGGAGGCGCUCGCCAGGGAUAACUAACCACCCCACUUUUCAUGAUAUGCUGGAAUGAUAGUCACCCACUGAAGAGCCUGGCAUUGGGAGAUUCCUGAAGCAUUUGCACUUCACGGGUAGCAAUGGAGUAUGAGAGGAGAGGUGGUCGUGGAGAUCGGACUGGUCGGUAUGGGGCUGUUGAGCAGACCCUGGAUGAGAGGUUAGAAGGCCGAAACCAGAGAGACCAUGACUACAGAGAUAUGGAUUAUAGAUCCUAUAUGAGAGAUUUCAACAGCCAGGAGCCUACCAAUGACUAUGAUGAUUCUUCUGAGGAACACAGCGUGGAGGAUUCCUAUGAGGCCUCCUCUGGAUCAGAGACACAACGUAGAAAGCGGGACAGCCCCAGUGAGCAGCUGGGAUUUCCUGCAGAUGGUGACUACCGGGACCAGGACUACCGCACCGAGCAAGAGGAAGAAGAACAGAAGGCUAGCAGCAUCGUUAUGCUGAGGAUGCUGCCCCAGUCUGCCACUGAGAAUGAUAUCCGAGCCCAGUUGCAGGCACAUGGAUUCCAGCCCCGAGAGGUGCGGCUGAUGCGGAAUAAAGCUUCAGGUCAGAGCCGGGGCUUCGCCUUCGUCGAGUUUAAUCACUUGCAGGACGCUACACGAUGGAUGGAAGCCAAUCAGCACUCCCUCACAAUCCUUGGCCAGAAGGUCUCCAUGCACUACAGUGAUCCCAAGCCCAAGAUCAAUGAGGACUGGCUAUGCAGUAAGUGUGGAGUGCAGAAUUUCAAGCGCAGAGAGAAGUGCUUCAAGUGUGGCAUUCCCAGAUCUGAAGCUGAGCAGAAGCUGCCACCUGGUAGUCGCUUGGACCAGCUGGUGGCUCUGUCAGGACGAGAACUCAGCCAGGGCCUUCUGCCCCUCCCACAACCAUACCAAGUGUCAGCAGCCCUGUCCACUCAGCCUGUGGCACAAAUGUCUGAACCUUGCGCGGAGAAUGCUAAUGACACAAUCAUCUUGCGAAACCUGAAUCCUCAUAGCACAAUGGACUCCAUUUUAAGUGCCUUGGCACCAUAUGCUGUUCUCUCCUCCUCGAACGUCCGUGUUAUCAAAGAUAAGCAGACACAACUCAACCGUGGUUUUGCAUUCAUUCAGCUCUCCACCAUUGUGGAGGCAGCUCAGUUGCUACAGAUCCUUCAGGCCCUGCAUCCACCACUGAACAUUGAUGGCAAGACGAUUAAUGUGGAAUUUGCCAAAGGUUCCAAGCGGGACAUGAGUUCAUCAGAUGGAAACCGCAUCAGUGCUGCUUCAGUAGCCAGCACUGCCAUUGCAGCUGCUCAGUGGGCCAUCUCGCAGGCAUCACAGGGUGGUGAGGCAGCCUGGGCAGCUCAAGAUGAGCAGACGGUUGAUUAUGGCUAUUACCAGCAGGAUGAAGCCUAUGGGUCUCAGGGUUUGGAAGCCACAAUGUACACACAAGCAUAUUUGAAAGGGUCCCAGCUGCAGAGCGGCACAUCAGCUGUGGGGAAGGCUGACAAGAUCCACAGCGAAGGUUCAGUGGCAGUAGCGGAGGCAUCACUGGAGCCUGGUGUGCCAGGCAUAGACCCUGUGCCUGUCCUACCCACUUUCCCCCGUACCAGCCAGACCUCAGCUGUGCCAGUCACAUACCAGCCAACUGGCAGCACUGAAGGGUCAAGUUCUGCCCAGGGAAAUGCUGCUGCUGCUCCGUCUCAGUCAUAUACUAUCGUCUCACCAGCUGUACUGAAGCCUGACAUGCCUAGUACUGCUCAGCACCCCAGCGCAACUCCAGGCAUCUCCACCAGCACUUCUAGUUUGCCUGUUACUAGCUCUGUAGGGCAAGAGCCUUACACUCAGUACCCUGUCCCAGAUGUAUCCACCUAUCAAUAUGAUGAAAGUUCUGGCUACUAUUAUGACCCCCUGACUGGCCUCUACUAUGACCCUAAUUCCCAGUACUACUACAAUGCCCAGACGCAGCAGUACCUGUAUUGGGAAGGUGAGAGACGCACUUACGUCCCAGCCUCAGACCAAGCUUCUGACAGCCACAAGGAUGGCAGUGGACCAGGGGGUGGCAGUGGCAAGGAGGGUAAAGAGAAGAAGGAGAAACAUAAAACAAAAACAGCUCAGCAGAUUGCAAAGGAUAUGGAGCGCUGGGCCCGUAGCCUCAACAAGCAGAAGGAGAACUUCAAGAACAGCUUCCAGCCAGUUUCCUCUAUACGAGAGGAUGAGAGGCGGGAAUCGGCCACAGCUGAUGCUGGUUAUGCUAUCCUCGAGAAAAAGGGGGCUUUGGCUGAGAGGCAGCACAGUGGCAUGGACCUGUCCAAGCUGGCUGGUGAUGAUAGACUGAGUCCUCCACGAGGUUUAGUGGCUGCUUACAGCGGGGAGAGUGACAGUGAGGAGGAGCAGGAGAAGGCUGCUGACCGGGAAGAGAAACUGACAGAUUGGCACAAGCUGGCUUGCUUGCUUUGUCGGAGGCAGUUUCCCAGCAAGGAGGCGCUUAUUCGUCACCAGCAGCUCUCAGGAUUACACAAGCAAAAUCUGGAGAUUCAUCGUAGGGCACACUUGUCAGAACAGGAGCUUGAGGCACUUGAGAAAAACGACAUUGAGCAGAUGAAAUACCGAGAUCGUGCAGCUGAACGAAGGGAAAAGUAUGGUGUUCCUGAGCCACCAGAACCCAAGAAAAGGAAGUAUUCAGCUGUGACACCAGCCACUGUGGAUUUUGAACAACCAACCCGGGAUGGACUUGGCAGUGACAACAUUGGCAGUCGCAUGCUACAAGCCAUGGGCUGGAAAGAGGGCAGUGGUUUGGGUCGCAAGAAACAGGGGAUCAUUGCCCCUAUUGAGGCCCAAACACGAGUGCGUGGCUCUGGCUUAGGGGCCCGAGGUAGCUCUUACGGGGCGGUAGCAUCGGAGUCCUAUCGUGAAGCAUUGCACAAGACGAUGCUGACUCGUUUCAAUGAGUCAGAAUGAGCUCUUCAAGGAGCACCCACCUGUACAGUAUUUUGCUGCUGACUGUCUCCCUUCACCCGUCCCUCACUUUCACAAAAUGUUCCUUUUGGUUGACUUUUUUUUUAAUUAAAUGUUGAAAAGG
Lacerta agilis (Sand lizard) is the source of this 3188-nucleotide messenger RNA. RefSeq names its product RNA binding motif protein 10 (gene RBM10). Gene Ontology annotation, molecular function: RNA binding. Gene Ontology annotation, cellular component: nucleus. NCBI's taxonomy places the organism in Eukaryota, Metazoa, Chordata, Lepidosauria, Squamata, Lacertidae. The coding region runs from base 230 to 3067 and encodes 945 amino acids. The record is from RefSeq and is a predicted model, not a curated record. The transcript has 24 exons. Gene Ontology annotation, biological process: mRNA splicing, via spliceosome.